Molecule: messenger RNA, 3371 nt
Organism: Boleophthalmus pectinirostris (great blue-spotted mudskipper)
Lineage: Eukaryota; Metazoa; Chordata; Actinopteri; Gobiiformes; Gobiidae
Product: proprotein convertase subtilisin/kexin type 5-like
Exons: 23
Coding region: 1-3138 (1045 amino acids)
Source: RefSeq, a predicted model, not a curated record
AUGAGCGCCCCCUGGUGGGAGUACAUGAGCGCCCCCUGGUGGGAGUACAUGAGCGCCCCCUGGUGGGAGUACAUGAGCGCCCCCUGGUGGGAGUACAUGAGCGCCCCCUGGUGGGAGUACAUGAGCGCCCCCUGGUGGGAGUACAUGAGUGCCCACGGGCAGUGCCACCUGUGUGAUGCCACCUGUCAGCAGUGCUCCGGCCCCGAGAGGGAGGACUGCAUCCACUGCCCCCCCACCAGGUUUUUUGAUGAAGGGCACUGUGUCAUCCGCUGCCCAAAGGGGCGCUACACCCUGGACAAACAGUGUUACCCCUGUCACCACACCUGCCACGAGUGCACGGACGCUGGGCCCGACAACUGCACCAGCUGUGACAAAGACGUCCAUGGGGUGGCGCGGUUCCUGUUCGAGGGUCAGUGUCGUCUGUCGUGUCCGGAGGGUCACUUCCACUCCCCGCGCAGUCGCUGUGAGCUGUGCCCCGACCACUGCGCCUCCUGCUCCUCCGCUCUGCUCUGUCAGCACUGUGAGCCCGGCUACAGGCUGAAGGGGGCGCUGUGCGUGCCGCUGCAGUGCGCCAAAGGUGAGGUGACAGACGCCCGGGGAGAGGUGUGUGUCCCCUGUGACGAAGGCUGUAAACAGUGUAAACACAAGGAGGGGUCAGACCCAGCGCUGCCUCCUGUGUGUGUCCAGUGUGAAGACGACUAUUAUCAGUCGGGGUCGGACUGUCACAGGUCGUGCCCGGAUCGGACCUACAGUCUGGAGGAGACGAAGCGGUGUGCCCCCUGUGAAGACGAGCACUGCCUCAACUGUGACCAGAGCGAGUGUUACUGGUGUGAGAGCGGAUUCUACGUGUCCGGAGGGGAGUGUGUGAAGCGCUGCAGGCCCGGCUCGUUCGUGGAUGAGAAGAAUCAGGCGUGUGAGCCGUGUCACCGCUCAUGUGUGACCUGCGGGGGGCCCCAGUACGACGACUGUGACUCGUGUAAGGACGGACUCACUCUGAGGGAGGGCGAGUGUCUGAAGAGGAGCGAGCUGGAGGUCUGCAGCCACGGAUCCUUCAAGGACGAUGUGGGGCGGUGUCUGCUCUGCUCAUCGUCCUGCGCCUCCUGUUCCGGCCCCAGAAUGACCGACUGCCUCAGCUGUCCUCCAGAUCAGUUCCUGACGUCUGAGCAGAGUUGCUCCAGUCGCUGUCCCGCUGGGACCUUCUCCAACAGGACGUCUGGCCGCUGUGAGGAGUGCUCCCGCGGCUGUGUGGCGUGUGAGCGCCCCCUGCAGUGUCUGCGCUGUCACCACGGACUCGUGCUGCAGGACGGAGCCUGUGUGGAAAACUGCCUCAGAGGUUUCCCCCGUGACGGUGUGUGUUUGCCCUGCCUGCCCCAGUGUCUGUCCUGUCAGGGAAACGCCUCCACCUGCCUCAGCUGUGAGCCGCCUCACCUGCUGCUCGACCACACCUGCUGGGGGCGCUGUCCGGACGGCUACUACAGCUCAGGGUCAGAGUGCACGGCCUGCCCCCCCGACUGCAGAGAGUGCAACCAGGACGGACUCUGCACAAAUUGCGCCGAGUUCUACUUCCUGCACAAGGCUGCGUGUGUGGAGGACUGUCCCGUCGGGUUCUUCGUGGACACGGGGGGUCAGGAGUGUGUGAAGUGCCACAGCGAGUGCUCCUCCUGCGACGGACCCGACUCAGACGACUGUAUCGUCUGUGCCCACCCCAAAGCUGUGAGGUACAGGGGGCAGUGCCUGGGCCAGUGCCCCAGCAACACCUACUACGACCAGGCCACCAACGAGUGCAGAGAGUGCGACGUGACGUGCCUGACCUGCUCGGACCACCUGCCCUCCUCGUGCAUCUCGUGUCCAGAGGGACGCCUGCGCGACGCCUCGGGCCACUGCGUGUGGUACAGCCUCUGUGCCAUGCACUCGUACGUGGACUCGAACGGAGAGUGUCAGAAGUGCCACUCGUCCUGCCACCGCUGCUCCGGACCCGGGCACGACCACUGCUUCAGCUGCAACGCCCCCAACUUCCUGCUCAAUUCUUCGUGCGUCUCUCAGUGUCCUGACGGUUUCUUCGCCGACUCUUCAGAUGAGCCAGUUUGUGCUCGAUGCCACUGGAGCUGUGCCCAGUGCAGCGGGCGCCACAGCCUCCAGUGUGACCGCUGCAAACCCGGGUACUACGCCCAGGCAGGAGGCUGCGUGCACACCUGCUCCCCCAGUCACUUUGGAAACCCCGUGUCGAUGGUGUGUGAGCGCUGUGACCCGUCGUGUGACGCCUGCAGUGGCCCCGGGGCCUCGCACUGUCUGAGCUGUCGGGAGCACUUCUUCUACCUGCCCCACAGGGGGCAGUGUGUGCAGCACUGUCCCGACGGAUACUACCAACACGACAAGAGCAAGAGCUGCCAAAAAUGCCACGCCUCCUGCAAAACCUGCGAAGAUGAGGGCGCCAUUUUCUGCCGGUCCUGUUUUGAAGGAUACAGAUAUUUUGGAGGCAUUUGUGAGUCUAACUGUGUCGUGGGCGAGUACCAGACCUCUCCUGCAGUGGACGGGGGGAAGCUGGAGUGCGCUCGGUGUCACAGCUCGUGUGUGGACUGUAGGGGCCCGUCUGCCUCACACUGCACCGUGUGUCCGGCCCUGCAGAUGCUGUCAGACGACGGCCGCUGUCUGAGCUGCUGCGGGAAGGAGUAUGUGAAAGACGGAGAGAGUUUCUCCUGGGAAUGCUGCGACUGCACGGCCUCCAGCGACGAGUGCGUUCUCAGCGUCAACAGUCAACUGCGCCACAUCUUCGACGCAGAGCAGAGUUCGGCGCCCAGAGUCUUCGUCACCGUCUGCGUCCUCCUCAUCCUCUCCGUGGGCGCGGCCAUCUUCUACUACCUCCAGUACGUCCGCCUCCGCUCCGCCGCGCCCGCGACCAAAGGGGGCGGCUACGAAAAGCUCUCGCCCAACGGCACGCUGGCCUCGCCCACCACGGAGUUCGACGAGCAGAGCCGCCGCAUCAUCGAGUGCGACGACGACGACGACGAUAACGGCGAAGACGAGGACAUUGUGUACAUGUCUCAGGACGGGACGGUCUACAGGAAGUUCAAGUACGGGCUUCUGGACGAGGAGGAAGUGGAUCUGGAGUACGACGACGAGAGUUACUCCUUCAGGUGAACACCAGGGGGCAGUGUUCAGGUUUAAACAGGCUGCGCUCACGGGACGGCAGGAAAAUCUCGCGAGUUUAACGUGAGCUGCAGGUCAGAACUCUCUCGUGGAGUUUUUGCGUUAAUCCGUGUGUCAUUCGUUCAUUCGUUUUUCAAAAUAAAACCAAAAAUAAGAAAAUGAAAAAACAACGAUUUUCUUCAUUAUGUGACUCCAAAACCAAAAUGAACCGUUUCCCAUUUCUG